AUGACGGCGGGGCAUGCUGUGCGGCGCCGCGCGGGCUCCGGCACUCGCUCCGCUACUCGCUGGCUCCGACGUUGCGACGCACCCCUUCACCCUUCACCUCUCACCCUGCACCCUGCGACUCUCGGUCACGGACCGCGCAUGCGUCUAAUAAGUCCGCGCACAAACGGUAGAGUACGUCUCGUCGUUUCGUUUGUGGCUAGCCUUACAUUUUCUACUGCGCUUCCCUUCUGCGCCGCUGGUUUCCUUACGGCACUACAGCGUCAUGUUUUCUUCCGCCAGUAUUGA
Molecule: messenger RNA, 285 nt
Organism: Danaus chrysippus (African queen)
Lineage: Eukaryota; Metazoa; Arthropoda; Insecta; Lepidoptera; Nymphalidae
Source: the annotation of a GenBank genome assembly